Messenger RNA from Labrus mixtus (cuckoo wrasse), 2541 nucleotides. Its product is annotated as corticotropin-releasing factor receptor 1-like. The record is from RefSeq and is a predicted model, not a curated record. The transcript is spliced from 14 exons. Lineage: Eukaryota; Metazoa; Chordata; Actinopteri; Labriformes; Labridae. Gene Ontology annotation, molecular function: G protein-coupled peptide receptor activity; corticotropin-releasing hormone receptor activity; corticotrophin-releasing factor receptor activity. Gene Ontology annotation, biological process: cell surface receptor signaling pathway; adenylate cyclase-activating G protein-coupled receptor signaling pathway. Gene Ontology annotation, cellular component: plasma membrane; neuron projection. Bases 635 to 1945 code for a protein of 436 amino acids.
CCACAACGAGGAAUUGAGUUGUUUUCUCAGUCGCGUCGCGUCGCGUCGCAGGCUCCUGAUGAAGUGGCACAACGUGGGCGGCGCGUCGAGGCGGCGAAGUGAGGCAGCGCAGCGGAGAAGCUCACAAGCUGGAUGUGAAGCAGCGGGACAUGACGCUGCAGCUACGGGUUUCCUGCGGACUGUACACGCUUUUUAAAAAGGAGUUCUAGUUCUGGUCCAGGAUUGAAAGAUACAACAGGGACCGGGGUGGUUGCGCGCGUCUCUCCAACGUGGAUUCCGGUUUCCAGUCUGGUAAACCCAAACUGACGAGGGACUUAAAUCGAGUAUUGAGGACCCCAAACAGAGAGGACAGUUCAUCACCUGAAGACCUGCUGACACAUUUUUUCUCUCUGAAUGGAUCCUUACCUCUGAUUUUUAUCAGGACAAGCUCAUCCGGACUCUCCGCUGACACAAGUGACAUUUCCCAACACCAACAACACAUUUGUGACACCUUCAGCAAAAUUGUGUUUGUGCGACUUUUUCUUUCAACAAUUCAACUCAAAUGAUAUUCUCAGCGAAGGAGGAGAAAAGGAAGCAGUGUGGUCAGUAAGAAGACAUUUAACGACCAAAUUAUGUGAAGAGUAAAGGUGUGGAAAUGCGUCGAAAAUGCUUCUAUCUGCUCGAGGUUUGUGCCAUCGUGAUCCUCCUGCCCUCGGGCUCGUAUGCAGAUCUGACAUGUGAAGCUCUUCUCCUGCUGUCAGGGAACGUCUCAUUACAGUCCCUGGCCUCCUCCUGGAACACAACCCUGAGCAAUGCCACGGGUCAGUGGAGCGGCUCGGGGGUCUUCUGUGACACCUCCAUCGACGGCAUCGGCACCUGCUGGCCCAGGAGCACCGCCGGCCAGAUGGUGUCGCGACCCUGUCCGGAGAUGUUCUACGGCGUCAGAUACAACACCACCAAUAAUGUUUACAGGAAAUGUCUGUCCAACGGGACAUGGGCGCUGAAGGGGAACUACUCCAUGUGCAAGGCCAUACUUCAUGAGGAGAAAAAAGGCAAGAUGCACUACCAGAUCGCUGUGAUCAUCAACUUCCUGGGUCACUGCAUCUCCAUGGUGGCUCUGCUCGUCGCCUUCUUCCUCUUCUUGUGUUUGAGGAGCAUCCGCUGCCUGAGGAACAUCAUCCAUUGGAACCUCAUCACCGCCUUCAUCCUGAGGAAUGCCACCUGGUUCAUCGUCCAGCUGACCAUGAGUCCAAAGGUGCACGAGAGUAACGUGGUGUGGUGCCGCCUCGUCACCGCCUCCUUCAACUAUUUCCACUCCACCAAUUUCUUCUGGAUGUUCGGCGAGGGCUGCUACCUCCACACGGCCAUCGUGCUCACCUAUUCCACCGACAAGCUGCGCAAGUGGAUGUUCAUCUGCAUCGGCUGGUGUAUACCGUUCCCUAUAAUCGUGGCCUGGGCCAUCGGGAAGCUGUAUUACGACAAUGAGAAAUGCUGGUUCGGGAAGCGAGCGGGCGUGUACACGGACUACAUCUACCAGGGUCCCAUGAUUCUUGUGCUGGUGAUCAAUUUCAUUUUCCUCUUCAACAUCGUGAGAAUCCUGAUGACCAAACUGCGAGCGUCCACCACUUCAGAGACGAUCCAGUACAGGAAAGCUGUGAAGGCCACGCUCGUUCUCCUUCCUCUCCUGGGAAUCACUUAUAUGCUUUUCUUUGUCAACCCGGGCGAGGACGAGAUCUCUCAAAUCGUCUUUAUAUACUUCAACUCCUUCUUGGAGUCCUUUCAGGGCUUCUUUGUGUCCGUGUUUUACUGCUUCCUAAACAGUGAGGUGCGGUCGGCCGUGAGGAAACGUUUCCACCGCUGGCAGGAGCAGCACUCCAUCCGAGCCCGGAUGACCCAGGCCAUGUCCAUCCCCACGUCCCCCUCCCGGGUCAGCUUUCACAGCAUCAAGCAGUCCACGUCGCUAUGAGGGUCCGUCUGUCCGCCCCCAGAUAUACGUCCUGUGAGAGAAGAAAACCUGGAGCUGUCAGCGUCAUCGUUUUCUGCAGCAUCACUGGAUUCACUGAAACAAAGAGAGAGAGAGAGAGAGAGACCUCAGGAGAGCCCUUCACUCACCUCCAGGUGAAAGUCGACGGUGGGGGGGGGGGGGGAGGACUCUGCAGACUUUGUGAAAUGUGAGGUUAGUGGAUCAGAGCGAGCUGAGUCUGGAUCUGUGUGACUUUGUGAAUGUACAGCACUCCAUGUCCUUUAAUGUCCUCACACAAUCUUUGUGUUAUUCCUGCUCGCACACUUUCUUCUUCUUUUCCUUCUUUUUUUGUUUUUUUAUUAUCUUUACAUCAGUGGAAAACUGGGAGCUCGUGCGGCUGGACUGCACUGAACUGGAUUCUCUCCCAGCAACAACACCGGACUUUCAAACAAAGCCACACAUUCACCACUAAGUUAUGAAAGAGAAACGUGCAGAUUUGAUUUUCCUUCUUCCCUCACAGACGACGUGUGCUCAAAGUGUUUGUCCGUUCUUGUUGUGCUUUCUUCCUCUGUUCAGUUUUUUUUUUUUUUUUUUAACUU